Notothenia coriiceps (black rockcod) is the source of this 855-nucleotide messenger RNA. RefSeq names its product protein-L-isoaspartate O-methyltransferase domain-containing protein 1-like. Gene Ontology annotation, biological process: protein modification process. The transcript is spliced from 3 exons. Gene Ontology annotation, molecular function: protein-L-isoaspartate (D-aspartate) O-methyltransferase activity. Gene Ontology annotation, cellular component: cytoplasm. Lineage: Eukaryota; Metazoa; Chordata; Actinopteri; Perciformes; Nototheniidae. Bases 190 to 825 code for a protein of 211 amino acids. The record is from RefSeq and is a predicted model, not a curated record.
GUUGCCAUAACGCGUUUAUGUCCUUUUUCUCAGGUCUCUCUCUGGACAUGACCGCCGUCUGAACCGACGUCCGAGGAGUAAUAGCGGGAGCAUCCUUUAGGUCAGCCAUUCAUCUCCAUGCACCUCUGAGGAGGAACCACUGACCCUCACUACGAGUUUGGCCCCUUGAGUUUCUCUUCUCUUUUAACCAUGGGGGGAGCCGUGAGCGCGGGCGAGGACAAUGACGACCUUAUUGAUAAUCUGAAGGAGGCCCAGUACAUUCGCACAGAUAAAGUUGAACAGGCUUUUCGCGCCAUAGACCGCGGUGACUACUAUCUGGACGGCUACAGGGACAAUGCCUACAAAGACUUGGCGUGGAAGCAUGGCAACAUCCACCUGUCCGCUCCCUGUAUAUACUCCGAGGUGAUGGAGGCCCUCAAACUGCAGCCGGGACUUUCUUUCCUCAAUCUGGGCAGUGGGACUGGCUACCUGAGCACAAUGGUUGGCCUCAUCAUAGGGCCAUUUGGUGUGAACCAUGGAGUUGAGCUCCAUACAGACGUGGUUGAAUAUGCCAGAGAGAAACUGGAGGAUUUCAUAAAAAAUAGUGACAGCUUUGAUAAGUUUGAGUUCUGUGAACCCGUCUUUGUGGUGGGGAAUUGCCUUGAAAUCUCAGCAGAUAGUCACCAAUACGAUCGCAUCUACUGUGGUGCAGGAGUGCAGAAAGACCAUGAAAAUUACAUGAAAGUACUGCUCAAAAUUGGAGGCAUUCUGGUGAUGCCUAUAGAGGAUCAGGUAAGUGCUACAAGCCAUCAGAAUGAUACAGAACCAACACAUUAUGAUUGCUAAUCAAAAUGCUAACACAUGAAGGAAAACACA